Messenger RNA from Mitosporidium daphniae, 1470 nucleotides. Its product is annotated as subunit Brf1 of transcription factor TFIIIB complex. Gene Ontology annotation, molecular function: RNA polymerase III type 3 promoter sequence-specific DNA binding; RNA polymerase III general transcription initiation factor activity; TBP-class protein binding. Bases 1 to 1470 code for a protein of 489 amino acids. Gene Ontology annotation, cellular component: nucleus; transcription preinitiation complex; transcription factor TFIIIB complex. The record is from RefSeq and is a predicted model, not a curated record. Lineage: Eukaryota; Fungi; Microsporidia. The transcript is spliced from 4 exons. Gene Ontology annotation, biological process: transcription by RNA polymerase III; DNA-templated transcription initiation; transcription preinitiation complex assembly.
AUGAAUGCAUUUUCGUCGUCUGUUCCCAGUUCAGCCACGGGUUCCUCUAUCCCUUCUGUUACAUCAGCCUCUGGAUGUUUAGCAUGUGGAGCGAAUGAAAUUGAAUAUGACCAAGCCCAGGGAAACUCCUUUUGUACUAUUUGUGGUACCGUGCUUGAGGAAAAUGCAAUUGUUUCUGAGAUAACCUUUUCUGAAAGUGCGUCUGGGGCUAGCGUGAUGCAAGGCCAAUUUGUUCCAGAAAAGUCAACUGCCCUUCUUGGAAUGCUUGGUGGUGUUAUGCCUCUUAAAGGGGGAGUCUCCCCUGGAUCAUCAUAUCGCCGUUAUCAGCCUUCUGAUUCUAGAGAAGUUACGAUAUGUCAAGCACGUUUGCGUCUGCAAGCUCUUGGCUUCGCUCUUGGAAUGUCAGAGCAUCACAUUAAUGCAGCUCAUCGCUGGUUUAUUUUGGCAUAUCAACAUCAAUUUACGCGCGGAAGACGCUCCCAGGCAGUUGCAGCUGGAUGUCUCUAUAUUGUAUGUCGUCAAGAAAAAACGCCUCAUAUGCUUCUAGACUUUUCUGAUGUUUUAAGAGUGAAUGUUUUUGCUCUUGGGAGUGUCUUUUUGAAGCUCUGCCGGCUGUUAAACUUGGAUCUUCCUCUUGUCGAUCCCUCGCUCUACAUUGGCCGUUUUGCCUCUCGUCUUGAAUUUGGAGAGAAAACCUCCAUGGUCACCGCCACUGCUCUUCGCCUUGUAUCUAGAAUGAAGCGUGAUUGGAUACAAACUGGUCGUCGACCUGCUGGCGUUUGCGGGGCCUGCUUGCUUAUAGCUGCGCGCAUUUAUGGAUUUUCUAGAUCACAAAAAGAAAUUCUAGCAGUCGUACGUGUAUGUGACAUGACGCUUCGAAGACGGCUGGAAGAAUUUUCACGCACUCCAUCAUCAAAGCUUACACCGGAAGAGUUUCAUGGGGUAUGGCUAGAGGAAGAAAUUGACCCGCCUUCUUUUUCUUUGCCGUCACUGGCAAAGAAAAAGGACAGGAUUAAAUCUGAACACAUGCGCAUUUUUGAGGAGCAGAGACUUGCGCAGCUUUUAUUGAUUGAUCCUCGGUUGCUCAACGAAGAUCCAAUUUCUGAUCUUUCGAUUCUAGAUGUCGAUGAAGAGGUUUCGUCCGCAUUACUUGCAGAAGCUGAAAUGGAGGCAAAAUCUGUACUUUGGCAUGAGGCCAAUAAGGAUUAUAUAUUGCAACAGGAAGAAAAGGCCCAGUUUAUGCUUGAGCAAGAAAAGCUUGGAAUUUCCCAACCUCCUGUAAAAAGAAGUACCAGAAAAAGAAAACAGGAGCAAUAUUUCAACAGUGCAGAAGGUCCAAGUUCAUCCCAUUUAACGCCCUCUGAAGCAGCCAAAACUUUAAUUAGUAGCAAUAAGAAGCUUUCAAAAAAAUUCAACUAUCAAGUGCUCGAUUCGCUUUUAGAGACGCCUGCAUCUAUCAAGCUGAGUUGA